CCUAGGACCCGGAAGUAGCUGCCACUAUUCUCCGUACCGGGGAAGGCCUUCCUCGUCGUUGGCUGUUCCGUCCUGUGUCGGACAUAGUCACCCGGGCUGGCAGGCCACUACAGCCAUGCAUGACGCCUUUGAGCAGGUGCUGAUCCUGGAGAAGCUGCCGCUGCAGAUAGAUUGCCUGGCAGCCUGGGAGGACUGUCUUCUUGUUGGCACUAAACAGGGACAUUUGUUACUGUACAGAGUCAAAAAAGAGCAAGGUUGUAACCAAUUUGAAGUAACACUAGAAAAAUCCAAUAAGAACUUUGCUAAGAAAAUUCAACAGGUUCAUGUUGUUCCUCAGUUCAAGAUCCUUGUCAGUUUGCUUGAUAACAGUGUAUGUGUCCAUGAUUUGCUCACCUUCCAACUUAUAACCAUCAUUUCAAAGGCAAAGGGAGCUUCUUUACUGUCUUGUGAUCUCCAGCAUACUAAAACAGGUGAAGAAAUGCUAAAGAUGUGCGUGGCUGUACGUAGAAAACUGCAACUGUAUUACUGGAAGGAUCGUUCAUUUCAUGAACUUCAGGGUGACUUUAGUGUUCCUGAUGUCCCCAAAUCUAUGGCAUGGUGUGAAAACUCUAUAUGUGUUGGAUUCAAAAGAGACUAUUAUUUGAUCAGGGUGGAUGGAAAAGGUUCCAUUAAGGAACUCUUUCCUACAGGCAAACAGUUAGAACCACUUGCAGUACCACUGGCUGAUGGAAAAGUGGCUGUUGGACAGGAUGACCUGACUGUGGUUUUGAACGAAGAGGGGACCUGCACACCCAAGUGUGCCCUAAACUGGACUGAUAUUCCCAUGGCAAUGGAACAUCAGCCUCCUUAUAUCAUUGCUGUGCUUCCAAGGUACGUGGAAGUACGAACAUUUGAACCCCGCCUCUUAGUACAAAGCAUUGAGCUGCAGCGGCCUCGUUUUAUUACAUCUGGAGGUCCAAACAUUGUAUAUGUGGCAAGUAAUCACUUUGUUUGGCGGUUGGUUCCUGUGUCCAUUGCAACACAAAUACAACAACUACUUCAGGACAAGCAGUUUGAACUUGCUUUACAAUUGGCGAGGAUGAAAGAUGAUGCUGACAGUGAAAAGAGGCAGCAGAUCCAUCACAUUCAGAACUUGUAUGCUUUCAACCUUUUUUGCCAGAAACGUUUUGACGAGUCUAUGCAAGUGUUUGCCAAGCUUGGUACUGAUCCAACCCAUGUUAUUGGAAUGUACCCAGAUUUAUUGCCCUCUGACUACAAGAAACAGCUGCAGUACCCUAAUCCAGUGCCAUUGCUCUCAGGCGCUGAACUGGAAAAGGCCAACCUAGCCCUUAUAGAUUAUUUGACCCAGAAAAGAAGUCAUCUGGUUAAGAAGCUAAAUGACACCGAUCAUCAUUCUACAACCUCCCCCCUUAUGGAAGGAACUCCAACGAUCAAAUCGAAAAAGAAGCUUCUUCAAAUCAUAGACACCACUCUGCUAAAAUGUUACCUGCAUACCAAUGUUGCUCUGGUGGCACCUCUCCUGCGACUGGAGAACAAUCAUUGCCAUGUGGAAGAGAGUGAACAUGUGCUGAAAAAGGCACACAAAUACAGUGAACUCAUCAUCCUUUAUGAGAAGAAAGGCCUUCACGAAAAAGCUCUUAUGGUCCUGGUUGACCAGUCGAAAAAAGCCAAUUCGCCAUUGAAAGGUCAUGAAAGAACCGUACAGUACUUGCAAAGAUUAGGAGCAGAAAAAAUGUCUUUGAUCUUUGAGUAUUGCGUAUGGGUCCUGAGAGAUUAUCCUGAAGAUGGAUUAAAGAUAUUCACCGAAGAUCUCCCAGAAGUCGAAAACCUUCCCCGAAAUCUUGUACUAGCAUUUUUAUUGGAAAACUUUAAACACCUUGCUAUUCCUUAUUUGGAACACAUUAUACUUACAUGGGAGGAUCGGGGCCCUGAAUUUCACAAUUGCCUCAUCAAGUUGUAUUGCGAGAAGGUGCAGACUCUCAUGCAAGCUAUAGGUUCUACAUGCAACGAAGAGGUUGUAAAUGUUCCUGCGGGCUCAGAAAAGGGGGAGCUGGGACAAUUUCGCACAAAAUUGCUAAAUUUCCUGGAGAUUUCAAACUGUUAUCAGCCAGAGUUUCUGAUCAGUGAUUUUCCAUUUGAUGGGCUGCUGGAGGAAAGAGCACUACUCUUGGGUCGAAUGGGCAAGCACGAGCAGGCUCUGUUUAUUUAUGUGCAUAUCCUGAAAGAUACUAACAUGGCAGAACAGUACUGCCACAAACAUUAUGAUUAUGCCAAAGGUGGCAACAAAGAUGUCUAUUUAUCUUUGAUCAGAAUGUACCUUUCUCCACCUGAUGUGCAUUGUCUGGGUCCAAUUAAAAUUAAACUGGAAGAGCCAAAGCCAAACAUUGCUGCUGCCUUAGCUGUGUUGGAGCAGCAUCAUGCAAAACUGAAUACAACUAAGGCCAUAGACUUAUUACCAGCAAACACAGAGAUUCGAGAGAUCCAGAUCUUUCUGGAGAAAGUAUUGGAGGAGAAUGCUCAAAGGAAGAGAUUCAAUCAAGUUCUGAAGAAUCUACUGCAUGCUGAGUUUUUGAGAGUACAGGAGGAGAGGAUUUCCCAUCAGCAAGUCAAAUGUGUUAUAACAGAGGAAAAGAUUUGUAGUGUUUGCAAGAAAAAGAUUGGAAACAGUGCAUUUGCUCGCUAUCCAAAUGGUGUGGUUGUUCAUUACUUCUGUGCAAAGGAUGUCAGCUCUGUGGACUCUUGAAGAUCUUUCUAUGCGCUACACAGAU
Bufo bufo (common toad) is the source of this 2768-nucleotide messenger RNA. It is a transcript of the gene VPS39, whose product is annotated as VPS39 subunit of HOPS complex. Gene Ontology annotation, biological process: autophagy; intracellular protein transport; vesicle-mediated transport. Gene Ontology annotation, molecular function: protein binding. Bases 116 to 2743 code for a protein of 875 amino acids. The transcript has 25 exons. The record is from RefSeq and is a predicted model, not a curated record. NCBI's taxonomy places the organism in Eukaryota, Metazoa, Chordata, Amphibia, Anura, Bufonidae. Gene Ontology annotation, cellular component: cytoplasm; membrane.